Molecule: messenger RNA, 1172 nt
Organism: Saccoglossus kowalevskii
Lineage: Eukaryota; Metazoa; Hemichordata; Enteropneusta; Harrimaniidae
Product: geminin-like protein
Biological process (GO): negative regulation of cell cycle; negative regulation of DNA replication
Cellular component (GO): nucleus
Source: RefSeq, marked provisional
CAUUGACGGAAGAACAUGGCGACUCCUCUCUCUAACGUCCUUGUCAACGCUCAAAAGAAUGCAGUUUUCAGAAGGCUUGAAGUUCGGCGACAAGGGGGCUGUAAUUCUGAUACGGAUGGUUCAAGUGGUCUGAGUGACUUGGAAGUGCCAAACAAGAUGAUAUCUAUGAGUACAAUGGGAGGCAAAAAUAGAAUGUUCACACCAGCAAGGAAAAGAAGUAGUAAGAAACUGGGCCAGUCUUCUCCAGGGUUGAGUGAUAAAAGAAUGACGUUAAAGACUCUACAACCCCUGGCAGGAAGCCAAUCAACUUUAGUUGGAACAAAUGGUUUCAUUAGGUUAUGUGAUUCAAGUAUGAAGAAAGGUAAAAGAAAACAAACUGAAUCUGAAGACCAGCAGUAUAAACAAGGACGAUCCAAGUUAAUGAAAAGUUCUAAAGUACUUGGUGCUGCAAUGAUUUAUAAAGAUCCAAAGACAGAUGCCCCAACUGAAAAGAAAGGGAAAUCAUUGGCAGAAGAAGCCAUUGAGAUGAUGACCAGUGAAUCUGUACCAGAAUCAUGGAAAGAACUAGCAGAAGAAAGGAGAAAAGCACUUGAAGAAGCCCUUAAAGAAAAUGAGCAGUUGCAUGGUAAAGUUCAAGAAUUAAAAACGGAAGUAAUGAAGCUAUCGGAGCUUGCCGGGCAAACAGAAUACUUUGCUUCUAUAAUAAAGACUCAAGUUUUCAGCUACUUUGCCGACUUCAAAACAAAAUGCUAUCUCGCAUUAGAGAUGAAUCGCUGUCUGUCUGUCUGGAUAUUGUCUGGCUGUCCAGAUCAUUUUAGUAGUAAAACAAAACAUAGUGCUGUUUGCAUCUUCGGGAAAACGCUUUGUUUCAUCAAUGCAUGCUUUUGUAGGUUUGGAGAUUUUUUAAACCCAGAGCUCAUUUUAAGUGUUAUCUUGAGACUUUAUGAAUAUUGAUAUUUUAAAAUUACUAACCUUUUCACAUGAUUGCAGUUGAACUCUUGAAGUCUUUCAGUUUGGGAAUUGUCAUGUAAUCAGUUCUUAGAAAAAAAAUAUUGGUUGUCCUUUUGUAGCAAGAUUUUAUUGCUGUACAUGAUGCAAGUGGAGAAUUGAUCCCACAUUUUUGUGUUUCAGCAAGUUUUUUAAAAUAUUAAAUUUCUAGCUAUUCUGUGGAA